CUUUUACAUAUUCACUACGAUGAGAUCGAGAAUUGUGACCAAAUAACAUUUCUCUCUUUCUUCUUGGUGUAGUAAUAUCACAAGAUGUCUGCCCCUUCAAAGGAGGUAUGUGGAAUGAAUGCAGGAAAAAGAGGUGGUGAUGGUGAUGGUGAUGGUGAUGGUGAUGGUGAUGGUGUUGGAGUUGGAGUUGGAGUUGGAGUUGGGUGCUCUCUCACAGGGAAUAAGGAUUUCUUUGAUAUUAUUAUGUUAAAGACACAUGUCAACCCCCCUCAUCAUGUGCGUCUAUCAAAACACAUUCUUCCAAAACUCCCUGAUGUAAAGGUGCCUUUAGUUCUGAGGCAUGGUGAUAAGCAAUGGCAGAUGAUGUAUCUUGGAGACGACAAGUGGCCGAGGUUUGGGAGUGGUGUUUGGAGAAGAUUCGUGAAUGAUAACAAUCUGAAAGAGGGAGAUGCUUGUGUCUUUGAGGUGAUGGAGUCGAGCGCUCAGAUUCUGAGGCUCGACGUUGUCAUCAUCAGGAACACCAUGUAUCUGCCGCCUGCGCUGCUGUCCAAGAUUCAAUCCCGGGGAAAGACACCGGAGACAGCUAUAGAGCUUUAACUCCGCUAUUUUCACCAUUAAGCUUUACAUUUCUGUCUCUGUAGACUCUGUUGUUAACUCUGCUACUAAGUGCUGGAAUGACUGUUAAUUAGGUUAGUAUGUCAUGUGCCUUGUGGAAGGUGGAUUUAAUGUGGAUGUGUCAUCAUCCUUAUCGGAUGUAGAUUAAUUAGACUAAUAUUUUGAUUAUGAAUUUGUGUUUAUCUGAUGCAGGUUAAUCUCAUUGGCAUUU
Messenger RNA from Salvia hispanica, 826 nucleotides. Its product is annotated as B3 domain-containing protein Os04g0386900-like. The record is from RefSeq and is a predicted model, not a curated record. Gene Ontology annotation, molecular function: DNA binding. Lineage: Eukaryota; Viridiplantae; Streptophyta; Magnoliopsida; Lamiales; Lamiaceae.